AUGGCGUUUACUGUGCGUCUGUCUCACUCCAUCAAUGAUGAGGAGAAAAAAUACGUGACGUUGAGGAAGACUCUGAUUAGGAAGUGGCUGAAAGGUCAGGGUUUCGACUGUGAACUGGCGGAUGUUCCUAACAUAGCGUUGCUGGGGUCAGGCGGAGGAGAGAGGGCAGCAGUGGGCAUGCUGGGAUCACUGCAUCAGCUGGCACAGGACAACCUGCUGGGCAGCCUCCUCUACAUGUGUGGGGUGUCAGGCACCACCUGGUCAUCUCUGUACAGCGCUCCAGCCUUGUCGUUGAGUGAGCGUUGUGAUGAAAUGAUAAAGAAGCUGAGGGGUCCUAGAGGGGACUUGAGCAAAGCUGUGGACUGGCUGAAAUUGAGGAAAAAACUAAACCAGGACUUCAACCUCACUGACUUCUGGGGCGCCUUCACUGCCUCCUGUUUCAUGAAAGAGAUGCACACUCGCUGUCUCUCUGAAGAUGCUCACUUCAUCAAACCCUACCCCAUCUACAGCGCCAUAGAACUAGACUGCGGCAGACAGGAUGACACUAAAGGGGUAUGGUUUGAGAUGACCCCCCACGAGAGCGGCUUCUCCGGAUUGGGCGCUUUCGUCCCCACUUCCUGUCUUGGGAGCAAGUUUGAAGGUGGGACUCUGAGAGAGAAGAGGAAGGAAAUGGACAUGGUUCUGCUGCAAGGUAUCUGUGGGAGUGCCAUUGCAGACAAGCAGAUAAACAAUGAGGAGGUAGUAAAAAUGAUCUGGAGCUUAUUUGGAGGGGAGGACAGCAUGAGGUUGGACUUUGUGAGUAAGGGGGAGGUAAAGGUGUGUGAGUGUGUGCCCUCCCGAGUGGUGAGGUGUGUGUCUGAGCUGAUCAAGUACGCUGAGGACCCAGAUCCACUGAAGACAAUGGAAGUCAUCACCACACUGGGACAGCUACUGAAGGGUCUUGUGAGCAGUAAGGGCGAGAUGCUGUGGAACAUGGACUCUGAGAGGUGGAAGAGAACCAGCCUGGUGGAGAGAAAGAAGUUCAUAGAUACAGUCAGUCUGGAGCUCAUCCUCUCCUCAGACAGCUGGACAAAAGACUGGAAGGACAAACGCUGCAUCUGCAACGGGUUGUGGAUUGUAAAGAACAUUUUUCCUCUGGUCCAAACAUGGGAAUGGGGAACCAUGUCCAACUUCCUCUUCAAGAUCCUAGAUACUAAUGUUCCGAGCAGCAUGGCAUCCAAAGAGAAGAUUCACCUGGUAGAUGCUGGGUUAAAGAUCAACUCUCCUUACCCCCCCGUCCUGCGCAAAUCCAGGGAGGUCGACCUCAUCAUCUCCUUGGACUUCAGCGCGGGAGACCCCUUUGAGACUGUGUUUCGUGCCAAAAAGUAUGCUCUUCAGCAGAAGCUCCCCUUUCCCCCAGUGAAGGAGAGUGUGAGGGUGGAGAAAGACCAUCCGCAGGGCUGCUACGUUUUCGAGGGGCGACACCCUGAGCCCACCGUCAUGCACAUGCCCCUGUUCAACCUGCAGAACUGCCAAGAUGAGGAGGAGAUUAAGACGGAGAGGGAGAAGUACACAACGUUCCAGCUGCCCUACGGUGUGUCUGAGAUCGACCACCUCCUGAAGAAGGCCAAGGACAACUUGAAGAACAACAAAUACAGGAUCCUGGUACAGAUCAUUAUGGCUGUCCAACGCAGAAAGAAUCGCAAUUCAGUGGCUCAAUAGUCUUUAUCUGUGGUGUAAAGUACUACAAUAUUUUCUAUUUAUUUAUAUUUGACAACUUUUACUUCACUACAUUCCUAAAGAAAAGUAUAUGUAUUUUUUACCCCAUACACUUUCCCUGACACAAUAGUAGCCUACUUGUUACAGUUUGAAUGCUUAGCAGGACAGAAAAUGUAUAAUUCAAGCACUUAUCAAGAGAACAUCCCUACCUGUUAGUCCCUGCUGCCUCUGAUCUGGUUGAGUGAUUAGAAACACCUGCUGCUCAUCUGUGUUCCCAACAAAUGCUGUCUUGAAUUCAAAAGAUUUGUACCUACACACUG
Salvelinus fontinalis (brook trout) is the source of this 2018-nucleotide messenger RNA. Its product is annotated as cytosolic phospholipase A2 gamma-like. Lineage: Eukaryota; Metazoa; Chordata; Actinopteri; Salmoniformes; Salmonidae. The record is from RefSeq and is a predicted model, not a curated record. The transcript has 13 exons. Bases 1 to 1701 code for a protein of 566 amino acids. Gene Ontology annotation, molecular function: calcium-dependent phospholipid binding; calcium ion binding. Gene Ontology annotation, biological process: glycerophospholipid catabolic process. Gene Ontology annotation, cellular component: nuclear envelope; cytosol; nucleoplasm.